AUGAUCUUCGGGGAGAAUGGGACGCCAACGUCCAAUAGAGCUAAAAAGCAAGUCGUGCGCGCUGUGAAAGCAGGGUACUAUCCCAAGCAGGUAAUGGGAAUUACAAGUGUGGAGAAAGAACCAGCGAUCAGUUUCGGGGCCGAAGAUCUUAGAACCCUAAUGUAUCCGCAUGACGAUGCAUUGGUCUUUACGGCGGAUAUAGCGAUGUGUAGGGUCCAUCGCGUGUUCGUGGAUUCAGGGAGUGUAGUGAACAUCUUGUAUCUCGAAUGCCUCCAGAAAAUGGGAAUUGAAGCUAAUAUCGAGCCAACGAAUUCUCCCCUGUUUGGAUUUGGUGGGGAAAUUGUCAUGCCUUUGGGCUUUGUGGAAUUGCCAGUCACACUGGGUAGAGCAGAUGCUUGCAAAAAUAGGAUGACACGGUUCCUGGUAGUGGAUAUGCCCAGCCCUUCCUAUAAUGUAAUAUUGGGACGCCCUGCUCUGACGGCCUUCAGAGCGGUUAUAUCCAUGUUCCACCUCAAAAUGAAAUUCCCCCUUGAGGAUGGGAGAGUGGGAGAAGUAUGGGGCGAUCAGAGGGUGUCAAAGGAAUGUCAUGUCAAAAUGCUAUCGAACUCGUCGGGGCAGAAGAGAGAAAGAUUGACAGAGGGACCGGACGCGCGGAAGAAGGGGAAAGUGGGCGAAGUACAUGCCCCGGCAGAGGAACGACGGGAGUUAGCGGACCUAUUGAAAGACAGGGACAGCACAGAGAAAACCGCUCUAGUUUCUACGAAUGAUGUCUGCAAUAUGAUUGAUCUUUUUCCAGGGAAGGAGGGUUUUCAGACCAAAAUAGGGUCUUCUAUGAGUGACCAGGACAGAGAAGAGCUUAUCAGUUGCCUACAGCGAAAUGCAGAUGUAUUCGCAUUCAGCACCGCUGAUUUAAAGGGAAUCGACAGAGGGUUGGCAGAGCACUGCCUUAAUGUGGACCCUAAAGUUAAGCCCGUGAAACAGAGAACAAGAAAUUUUGGGGCCGAAAAGGACGCUGCAAUCAGGGAGCAGGUCGAAGGGCUGUUGGAAGCGGGGCACAUCGAGGAGGUGCAAUACCCAGAGUGGAUUUCUAAUGCUGUGAUGGUACCAAAGAAAACAAAUACUUGGAGGAUGUGUGUCGACUUCAGAGAUUUAAACGCUGCUUGCCCAAAAGACCACUAUCCUCUGCCGAGGAUUGACCAGUUAGUAGAUUCCACCUCGGGUUGUGCUUUAUUGUCUAUGAUGGAUGCAUAUCAAGGGUACCAUCAGGUCAAAAUGAAUAGAGGGGAUAUUGCCAAAACGGCCUUCGCCGUCUGCUGUGGGGUGUAUGGCUGGAGGAGUAUGCCAUUCGGCUUGAAAAAUGCAGGGGCCACGUACCAGAGAAUGAUGGAGAAAAUUUUCAAAGAACAACUUUCAAGGAAUAUUUCAGUUUACGUAGAUGAUAUGUUGGUACGCAGUGUCAGAGCGGAGGAUCAUGUCUCUGACCUGGAAGAGGUCUUCACAGUCAUCCGGAAACACCGACUUAUGCUGAACCCAGCGAAGUGCACCUUCGGGGUCACCACAGGGAAAUUCUUGGGGUACAAGGUCACGCCCGCCGGGAUUGAAGUCAACUCGGAAAAGGUCAAGGCUAUUUUGGAAAUGACACCACCUAUAGGGAUUAAGGAAGUACAGACUCUGAAUGGGCGCAUCACUGCUCUGAGCAGGUUCAUAUCGAGGUCGGCAGAGCGCAGCAUGUCGUUCUUCAAAAUCUUGAGGAAGGGAACUAAAUUCUUGUGGACAGCGGAGUGUCGAGCGGCAUUUGAGGAUCUCAAGGUUUACCUGGCGAAGCUCCCAACUCUGACCAAGCCGGUCCCGGGAGAAACAUUAUAUCUAUACAUAGCUGUGGGGAAGGAGUCAGGUCCCGAGCUAAACUACACAGAAAUCGAGAAGGCUGCUCUGGCGGUCAUGGUCACGGCUCGAAAAUUGAGGCCCUAUUUCCUAUCACAUCGGGUAGUGGUGUGCACUGCUUUACCUUUUAGACAAGUGUUGGGGCACCCGGAUUUGUCGGGAAGAAUGGUCAAGUGGGCCGUGGAGUUGGGAGAAUACGACGUAGAGUAUGAGCCGAGAACGGCAAUCAAGGCACAAGCUCUGGCGGAUUUCAUCCAAGAAACCACUCGACAGCCUAUUCCAGAAUUUUGGGUUGCCUUUGUGGAUGGAUCAGUCACAAAGGAGGGGUGCGGAAUUGGGGUAUACAUCACCUCACCAGGGUACGGGACAUAUCAAUUCGCUAUCAAGUUCACUUGCCGAAUGUCUAAUAAUGAGGCUGAGUAUGAGGCUGUGGUGAGAGGGGCGCAUAUUCUAUCCGAACUCAAGGCUGAAUGUGUAAUCAUCAAGACGGACUCCCAGUUGGUAGCUCAACAAUUGGCAGGGGCUUAUAAUGUCAAGGAUCAGCGGAUGAAAGCGUACCAUGGCAAAAUCAACGAAAUGAAGCACAAAUUUAUGGAGUUUAAAAUUGAGCAGAUUUCCCGGGAAGAGAACACAAAGGCGGAUUUACUGGCACGCAUGGCCAGCGCAGUGGAACAGACAUGGAGUGACGAGAUCAUUUUGCUCUGUGAUACCAGAGAAAUGGGGACUUCACAGGUUUUCUUGGUGGAAAUCAGGGACGACUGGCGGGCUCCGAUUAUACACUUUCUCAAGACAGGGGAGCGAUUGAGCAGGGAAUCUAAUCAGAGGGCUCGAUACGAGAAUUAUUGUUGCUGUGGUAGUCACACGGGAUUCCGGGAUCUCGUACGUAAAAUCAUUCAGGCAGGGUUCUACUGGCCUAACAUCAACAAGGAUGCCAGGGAAUUCGUCCGCAAGUGCGAAGCCUGUCAAAGACACGCUGGGAGGAUCAAUGUUCCAGGGGAAACUAUGGGAGUCAUGUCUGCUGCCUGCCCAUUUGACAAAUGGGGCAUCGACAUCGUCGGGAAAUUGCCCACAGCACCAGGGGGCAAGUGUUUCCUUAUUGUAGCAGUGGACUAUUUCUCCAAAUGGGUCGAGGCCGAGGCUGUAGGAAAGAUUGAUGAGGUGGCAGUGGAACGCUUUAUUUGGCGGAACAUAUGUUGCAGAUUUGGAGUCCCAAGGAUCAUUGUAUCGGACAAUGGCAAGGAUCGCGGAUUUCUGUGA
Messenger RNA from Salvia miltiorrhiza (redroot sage), 3141 nucleotides. RefSeq lists its product as uncharacterized. Bases 1 to 3141 code for a protein of 1046 amino acids. Gene Ontology annotation, molecular function: RNA-DNA hybrid ribonuclease activity; nucleic acid binding. The transcript has 3 exons. The record is from RefSeq and is a predicted model, not a curated record. Gene Ontology annotation, biological process: DNA integration. NCBI's taxonomy places the organism in Eukaryota, Viridiplantae, Streptophyta, Magnoliopsida, Lamiales, Lamiaceae.